AUGUGUUUGGAAGACGAAAGUGAAAGUGUACUUCACCGUGCCGUGCGCGAGACGCUCGUGAAAAAUCAGCCGUACGAUGAAGUGAUCGGUUUAAUUCGAGCCGGUGUCAGCUGUGCAGUUGAGAACUCGAACCACAUGACCCCAGCGGAGCUAGCAUUGUCGUUGGGACCGGCCGGAGAGCAGCUGGCAAGAUUGAUGGUACAAGUGGAGUGCGAUAAUUUGCCACUGGAAGAAGCCUUUAAAAGGAUUCUGGUUAGGGGAAACCUGUCUCUGGUGCGUGUAAUGAUGGCGCACCAAAUGCUCACGUUUGACCGAGAUACAGUAUUAUCAGGCUUGGUUAUAGCUUUCGCAGAAUUGCGAACCCGAAACGUUGGCUUAUCAGCGGAAAUAGUCGAUUGGGUGCAAUAUUCGCUUGUCGAAGCUGAUUAUAAAUGUUCCGAGGGAACUAAAAUGAAGAUUGAUGAAAUAAAUUGUAGAACGACACAUUUAAUCGAAUGCAUCGAGUUCCUGGAAAAGAAUUACAGCAACGGUGACUUCGGUGAUAUGGACGAUCGGUUUGUGUUGUACUUACGGCAGAUACUCGAGCACGUGUUCUUUUUGAAGAACCAUUACAAAGCAAUACCACUUCUGCAACUACAGUUUUGCUUGGCGAUAUUCAUGCGGGUCAUUACGGGGGAAAGUGAUGAGAGCCAGGAUAUUUAUGGAUUCAUGGUGGACAAAGAUAUGAUCCUGGAUUUUUUAAAGUCAACAAAGGAGGUACUUAUUACGCCAGAAGAAGAGCCUGAUGCUAAAAUGUCCUACCUCUACCUUAGACAGCUACAUGAUACUAGUUACCACCGUUUGAAGAAAGCAACAAUACUUACCAUCCGGAAUAUUGUAACAAAUAAUUCAGAGUAUAAGACAAUAGCCAACAUCACAUGCUUCGAACUCCUUGAUCCACAUCAAAUUUCAUUACUACAAGAACUUAGCAAGCAACUGCAAAACCUGAAACAAACCGUACGAUACCGUAAAUGCUUCAAAAACUUAUUCAAAACCUAUCAAGCCGCAAAACAGUUUUACUCAGUUCGCAAAAUUAUCGGAAGUAUCCGCACCAUCCAGGAUCUAGACAUGAACGAACCAUCGGCACAGUUAACAUCCAUUGCAGUUUUGAAGCGAUCGCUUCAAAUCAUUGGCGAGGCCAUCAAAAGCACCAAACAGACUCCAAACAUUACAAGAAAGCUGGACAAUAUCCUACAAAUAUUUUCCUCUCAAUCGUUCGCCGAAAUGACCAAAGACUUGCGGCAAUUCUUCAGUCAUGACUAUUCCCUGGAAAAGCUACAUCUUGAGCAGCACUGCCCAGUGGAACUGUUUCGGUCGAUUCACAGAAACCUCAAACUGUCGAGCAGCUGGUUGUCCUAUGUACAGUUCCUGCAGGACGUUCACAUUUUCAAACGCUACCUGGCUAGACUACUGCGGAUGAAAGCGAUCGAACAGAUGCGUUCGUAUGUACGAUUUAUAGGAACGGAAUUCAAGGCUAGAUUACAGUCUAGAUACGAACCACACGAUAUCAAUGAGGCAUUGCUGUUGGUACAGAAUCUGAUGUUGAAGGCAAGCGAGCAGCAGGAGAGGCACACUUUUGAACAGAUCGAACGGUUGUUGAUUGUUUUCAGAAAUACAGUCAUGAACGAUUUAGCUUCGGUUGGCAACUUGAUCGACAACUUUUUUUUCUUGGAAAAGUAUAUCAAGCAAGACGUUGCCAAGAUUGAGCGAGUUCGUGUUAUUGUGCAGCAUAUGCUCGCCGCCAGCAGUCGUUGCCGACGACACAAAAGUGUGGAUAAAGCCAGUAUAAAGAUGGCUCCGGAUAUAAUCAUGCAAUUGAGAAUGAAGGAGAAAGAUCAACACAAGAAAAACAUUCUGGAAGAAAUUUGGAGAAGGUUGGUGAAACAAAAUGUGGCAGCAAUCGAAUCGUUGAAGAAGCGAUCAGUUGAACAAAAGGAUCACUGCUUGGCAGAAACCUUGCGGAUUUUGAAGGAGCUGGGAAUUAGUGCGGAUGACGAUGACUUCUUUCAGAUGCUCAAUCAGAGGUUAUCUAAAAAAUACUAUCGAAAUUUGUUCGAUCUAAACAACAAGUACCAUGUGCUCAGCGAAGUAAUUAAAGAUCGACACAUUCUUGGUGAUGUGAAACAGCUUAAAACCCAGCUGAAGUUGAUGCGAAGGAGGGACGAGCGGUACUUUCAAUCGAUUUUCGAUGGCAUAGUCGAUACAAUUCGAAAUGUUCUUUUAAAACAUGGUGAUCUCCAAAAUGUCAUUUCCGUUCAACUUCCAAUGGUGGAUGUAGUCGCACUGGAAUAUUUUGUAUUGCUGGUGGGCGAGAUUCUCUGUAGUAUUGGAAUAUUUAACGAUAACCUUCAGUCGGUGAAGGCAAUUGUACCAAUCAUAACCGGUCGUAAUUUAAGAAAUUAUUUAGCCCACGAUCAGUUAGUCUAUGAUGUUUUGACGAGCUCCAGCUCAUCUGUUAAGAUCAAUGCAUUGUUCCUUGCACAAAACAAAAUAGAUUUGUACAACCAGCCUUGUAAGCAUGAAUUCGACUUUUCUGCAAAUCAUGCCAACACCUUUGAAAAAAAGCUAGUGUGGUUCCACGCUCAACAUGAGUUCUUCGCAGCUGUAAAGGCGUUUGAUGUUGCAAAACUUGAGUGCCUUGCUCUGAGAGAUCCAAUUAACCUUCUCGGAAGAGAUCAUCUUAAUAGAGAUGUCAUAUCGAUGGCCAUGAAUGCGCAGCCAAGUUUAUUUAUCAACCAGCUGUUGAAUUCUACCGACAAGCCAAAUUUAUUCGAAUUCUUGCUCAGGCACUCUCCUAAUUUCCAGCUAAAGCACCAGAUCAACCAAAUACUAGCCCGACCACACCAGUUUUGUUACAGCGCAGCGAUUCGAUUCGAACUUAUCGAUCAACUGCUUGAUCUUAGAUCUCAUCGAGAAGUCAACACCAAUCUCAGCGAUACAGAUCUGGAAAGGUUUCUAGGAAGCUAUACACUGGAGUCGACCCGACGACUAGUAUUGACAUUACCGGUAGAACAUCUACUCCACGGACAACGCCUUAAAAACACAAUCAUUCACUGGGCUGUUCUUCGUGGUGAUCUCGGUUUGGUUCAGUAUGUCCUGGAUCACCAUCGAUCAUUGGUAAACGAAACCAAUGUGUUUGGCGAAACUCCGCUUGGCUUUGCUGUACGCUACGGUUACAAUGCCAUUGCGCGGUUGUUGAUUCGUUCCGGAGCAGAUGUCAAUUCUGGACGAUGUUCUCCAGUGUGGAUCGCGUCAUGUCUUGGCGAUGCAGAUUUGAUACCUUUACUUGUAAACAAGCGCACCGACAAAAACCCAUCAUUACAUAAUCCACUGGUUGGAGCACUAGAAAACAACAACCUACAUAUAUUCAUCCAACUUUGUGAACAACAUGACUUCAGUCUACAAAUUGAAAAUCUGCUACACCGAGCAAUUCAGCUUGGACGCAGUCGAUUUCUGCAGUACAUUCUGAAGACUACACAAGCGCAAACACUGAUUCACUCACUGGAUCCCAUUGAUUUUACUCCACUCAUGACAGCCGCAGUAUGCGGUCAAACUGAAUUUCUACUUAAGCUAUUAAACCUGGGAGCAGAUCCAUGCUUCUCGAACCAAACCGGCUACACACCGUUGCACUGCGCAGUGUACAGUGGUAAACAAAAAAUCGUUGAAAUCCUUCUACAGCAACCAGGAGUCGACAUAGACGCUAUUUCAGCUGACGACAAGUUCAGCCCGGUAAGUAUUGCGAUUUCGGAAAAUAACAUUAACAUGGUAAAGUUUCUACUGAGUAGAGGUGCAAAAGUGAUGUCCCAUCAAAUCCUACAAGCAGGCUAUUUUCGGCACUAUCGAAUUCUUCGCGAACUGCUCGAACGAGAUGCCCGUUAUCUAAACGAAGCCAUAGACGUCGCUGGCAGGAAUCUACUGAUGUACGCUGUCAUAGACGAAAAUUUGCCAAUGGUGAAUUACCUGAUCGAGAAAGGAAUCGAUGUAAACUUGCGAGCGUUUGGAGGGCUGACUACGUUGCAUAUUGCCGCGAGCAAAAAUAACUCUGCUAUUUGCGACCGCUUGCUAGAAUCGGGUUCCUCGGUUGAUGUAGCAGACGAUGAAGGUCGAACUGCUUUGAUCAUCGCUCUGGAGCAUGAGUACGUAUCUGUAGCACGAUUGCUGUUGAAUCAUGGAGCUAAUCAGGAAUACGCUCGGAAUUUCCGGUAUAUGGGAUCUCUGGGUGCCAAUCUACUGCAUAAAUUUGCGCAAGAGAAUCGUAGCGAUAUGAUUCGACUGUUGGUUGAUCAGUUUCAUUUCGAUAUUUCGCUAGUCGAUGAUAACGGUCAAACUGCUCUGGAUUAUGCAGUUGAGCGAAAACACGAUGCCGUUAUUGCAAUGCUUUCCAAUGUAAAUUAGACUAGUUCGUUCGGCAGCAGGAUUUAGGCUGUUUUCUUUGUUUGCUAUUAAAUAAUUAAAA
Topomyia yanbarensis is the source of this 4495-nucleotide messenger RNA. RefSeq lists its product as uncharacterized. Gene Ontology annotation, molecular function: protein binding. The coding region runs from base 1 to 4434 and encodes 1477 amino acids. NCBI's taxonomy places the organism in Eukaryota, Metazoa, Arthropoda, Insecta, Diptera, Culicidae. The transcript has 2 exons. The record is from RefSeq and is a predicted model, not a curated record.